Molecule: messenger RNA, 1584 nt
Organism: Vigna radiata var. radiata (mung bean)
Lineage: Eukaryota; Viridiplantae; Streptophyta; Magnoliopsida; Fabales; Fabaceae
Exons: 1
Coding region: 1-1584 (527 amino acids)
Source: RefSeq, a predicted model, not a curated record
AUGGAGAAGUCCAUGAGAGAUCUGGCCUACCAAGAAAUAGGUCAUCAACUGGUGUGCACUCAUUUACCUCUAGAGCAGAAUGCUUCUGGAGUUGAGCUUAAGCCUGGGUUCAUAAGGUUGUUGCCCACCUUCCAUGGAUGGGAGCAUGAGGACCCUCAUCAACAUAUCAGAGAAUUUAUUCUGGUAUGCUCUUCUAUGAAACCAUAUGGAGUUGAUGAAGAACUGGUGAUGAUGAAGGCUUUUCCCCUGUCCCUGCAAGACACUGCUAGGUAUUGGAUUAUUUACCAGCAGCAGCCUUUUGGAAGUUGGCAAGAGAUGCAGCUUAGAUUUUUGAAUAGAUUUUUCUCAGCAUCAAGAGUAUCGUAUUUUAGGAGGCAAAUAUGCACCAUUGAGCAAGGGCAGAAUGAAAGUUUGGCUGAUGUUUGGGACACAUUCAAUCAAUUAUGCCUCAUGUGCCCAAAUCACCAACUACAGGAUUCUCUGCUAAUAACAUAUUUUUAUGAAGGUCUGCUGCAAAGGGAAAAAAUGCUGGUUGAUGUGGCUGCUGGAGGGUCCUUAAUGAAUAAAACUCCAGCUGAAGCAAGACAGCUGUUGAGUAAUAUGGCUGGAUGCUCCUAUCAAGGAUCUUUGUACAAUAAAGCUGCUGUAACUGUAUCAGAAAUUGGGGCAGAAUCCAAGGACUUAAGGGAAUUGACUCAAGUGAUGUCCCAACUGGUGGAAAAAGUGAUGCUGUUGAACCAGGAACCUUCUAAGGAGAAGAUGACAGCAUCAAAGGUGUUAGACUGCUCUGAGAACACUCUAAAUGCAACUUGUGAUUCAUCAGCCGAUAAUUGGGAAGGGAAUUGGAGCACAGUAAACCUGCAGGAGCCUCAACAAAAUUAUUCAGAAAAUGAACAGUCAGCUGGCUGUACUGAAGAUGAUAAAAAGAGCAGUGUAAGAGUGGAAGCUAACCCUGCCGAGGACAAUGGGAUUACCAAGUACAUUCCUCCCCACUUGAGAGGAAAGUCUAAGCUGGGGAAGAUGCAGCCAGCCCAACAAAAAGAGGUGCAGUUAAAUAGGACUGCUAGUACCAGUGAAGUCAUGUUAAGAAGUGGAAAAGAGUUGCAUGUUUCAAUUGAGAAAGAGAAAAAUGUUGAGAAUGAGCAGCAACCUGAAAUAAUAAUUGAACCACCCUUCCCUGUUAAAUUUGCACCUGCAGCAAAAAAGUUGGAAACUGAUACUGAUUUAUUGAAGAUUUUUCAGAAAGUUGAAAUUAAUACGCCUAUGCUGGAAGCAAUCAAACAGGUGCCUAAAUAUGCCAAGUUCCUUAAAGAAGUGUGCACAUAUAAAAGAGGACUGAGGAGGCCACAAAUCAAGAACAUUUCCACUAUUUCCAAGUCGGGAUUGCCUCCUAAACAUAGUGAUCCGGGUCAUUUUACCAUCCCAUGCACCAUUGGUGAACUUACCAUUGCAAAGGCUUUAGUAGACUUGGGGGCAUCUAUAAAUGUAAUGCCCAGUUCUGUUUACAAGGCUCUACACUUGGGAAAAUUAAAACCUACUUCUGUUAUCAUCCAGCUGGCCAUAGAAGUACUGCAAAACCAUUAG